This is a messenger RNA of Lotus japonicus, 1938 nucleotides long. RefSeq lists its product as uncharacterized. The record is from RefSeq and is a predicted model, not a curated record. Bases 1 to 1938 code for a protein of 645 amino acids. NCBI's taxonomy places the organism in Eukaryota, Viridiplantae, Streptophyta, Magnoliopsida, Fabales, Fabaceae. The transcript has 10 exons. Gene Ontology annotation, molecular function: protein binding.
AUGACCAGAAAAUUGCAAAAAGAGGAAGGGCAAAGGAGGAGUCCAAGAGUAUGUGCAUUGGAGGCUCCUUGCAUGAGGCCUAACUUGGAUAAUAAUGGUCAAGGACCGGCAUCCCGUACUAGAGGAACCAAGAAGAAAAGACUGAGGCCACUUCAACAUGUCUCUGCAUCAGCAUCGCCUUCAACUUCAGCUUCACCAAACCAAGGUGCAAAACAUUCUUCUCAUCAAAAUGUUCAAAAGAGAAGUGCUAUUGAUCAACCGUCACAGCUACCAUCUUCAACUCUUUUGCCCGAGAAGCGAAUGCUUGAACAUGUCCUGGACACUUUACAAAGGAAAGACGCCUAUGAAAUAUUUGCUGAACCAGUUGAUCCAAAUGAGGUUGAGGAUUAUUAUACAGUCAUUAAAGAGCCUAUGGAUUUUGCAACCAUGAGGGCUAAACUACACGAAGGGAUGUAUAAGACUCUAGAACAAUUUGAGGUGUGCAUCUUUCAUUUUAUUUCACAUCAUGACAUGUUUCUAAUAUUCAACAAUGCUAUGAAUUUUAAUUCUGCCGGUACCAUAUACUUCAGGCAGGCUCGUUAUAUUAGUGAAGCAGCAAAGAAGGUUUUUGAUGAAUUAAAAACCAAUCCUGAAAAGUUUGAAAUGGAGAACUCAGAAACAAGGCGAAAAGUAGCUCGACGAAACCAAGGAGACUUUAGAGAUUCAACAGGCAUGAAAUCCAAUGAAAGAGUUGUUGAUGAGCCCUCGAAAAAUGCGCCGUGUUCUUCCCGUGGUACAUCGAACCGGAAAAGUGUUAAGGCAAAUCAUGGAUCUUCUGAUAGUACUAAGCGUUUUGAUGCUAGAGAUGUUAAGGUUUCCACAGGUAACAAGGAUAGUGACAAUAGCUGUAGAACUUUGGAGGUUGAUAGGCGCUGUACUUAUAAACCUUUGUCCCUUGAUGAGGAUGAAUCAAUAUUUUCAACAACAGUUUAUGAUAAAUUGAAACGGCUUGAGCAUGUUAAUCAGCAAGAUAUUGGUUACAAAGAUAGCUUGAUGAUGUUUGUUAAAGGUUUAGGACCCACUGCACAAAAUAUAGCUAAAAGGAAACUACUUGGAUGUGAAAUUCAUACGGCAUCUACUGAUUCUCCACUGAAGAAACCAAAUCCUUUUAGCAUAGGUACUACUUCUACCUUGAUGUCUCAAUAUCCUAAUGAGAUGAGAGCCCAUAGUGAAAAGAUUGAUAUAAAGAUUGCAAGUGGAGGGGAAAAAGUGCAAGGGACAUUUAAUGCUGAAAGAGAGAAAGGUUUUAGUCCCUUAGAGAGUAAUGCUCAAGGAAAUCAAAGGUGGUCUUUUGGGUGCAAUAAAGUAUUCCCAAAUCAGAGAUUUUGUCCUGAUUUACACUAUCCAGGUUAUGACAAUAAGGUUGGGAUGAUGAUGUUAUUGGAGAAAUCGAAGACUGUUAAUCAAGAAAACUUGUCAGGGUCAAUUUUAGAGAACUCUCAAACAAAAGGGUUAGAAUCAAGGUUGGAAAACAAUUACAACUUUCAAUCAAGUUCAAGACCUUGGCACUUAGAAAGUGGUGGUGUUUCAUGUUUGGUUCAAGAUAGAAGCCAAUUGAUGCAGAAAUCAAGUUCAAUGUGUGGACCUGGUGUUGGUCAAAAUAUAGAAGCACAUUGUCCAACAAAUGAGGUUGGUUGCUCAUUUCAAGCCGUAAGAAGUUCAAAAUCAGAACAAUCUGUGCCACUGGCUUCCAAUUUUGUUUUCAAUCUUCCUUAUUUGAAGACAAGACUUGAUCAGAUAAACUCCUCAGAACAGCCUAGGUUCUCACAGCAGGAUUUGAGUGGCGGCAAGAACAGGCCCUUUUCUGCUCCAAUGAGGUAUCAUCAGGGAUUCUUGAUCCGUGAUCCUUCAAGUGAUAUGCAAACUACUCUUUACAGUCACAAUCUACAGAAGUUUUGA